Melanotaenia boesemani (Boeseman's rainbowfish) is the source of this 1415-nucleotide messenger RNA. RefSeq names its product PWWP domain-containing DNA repair factor 3A-like. The coding region runs from base 87 to 1388 and encodes 433 amino acids. The record is from RefSeq and is a predicted model, not a curated record. Lineage: Eukaryota; Metazoa; Chordata; Actinopteri; Atheriniformes; Melanotaeniidae. The transcript has 9 exons. Gene Ontology annotation, cellular component: extracellular exosome.
AAAGGCGGCAUAAACAAUCGAAGAUUACUAAACGCAGAGGAAGCGGAAGAAAAAGGUGGCAUAAACAAUCGAAGAUUAUAGACGCGAUGUCAAUGCCCGUUCAGACAAACAACACAACAUUUCAGGAUGGCACUUGCCCGGAGCUCGUUAAAUUGGGAGUGGACACUUUUCAGUGUCCAAUGUGCCAAAAGGUUGGGCCAUACCAUGCACUUGUUCCACAUUUACAAGGCCACCAGAUUUCUGUGGUUAAAUAUGGAGGAUAUAGUGUCUACAAAUGCCACCGUCAUUGUGUGCGCAGCAGUCAUUAUCACUGCAGCCACUGUCCAAAGAUCAUAAUCAGAAAGGAGCUGUUUAUUAGUCAUCUCAGAACUUGCCUAACGGCAGGUACACUAGCAGCAGUGACUGCAGCUCCUUCACCUACACCGGCAGGAUCAGCUGUGAGGCCAGCAGAGCCACUGCAUCCUUCACCUACACGGGCAGGAUCAGCAGUGAGGCCAGCAGAGCCACUGCAUCCUUCACCUACACCGGCAGGAUCAGCUGUGACACUAGCACCGACAGCAAGUCCACCACUGAUUACAGUGGCAACAAAGGGUAUGAGAACUAGUCCACAGAAGAUGACAGGCCCCAAAAUUCUGAUGUCAAGGCGCAGAAACACAACAUGUUGUUUUUGCAACUUGAUAUUGCUGAAGAAAAACCUUAAAGCACAUAUUCAGAGACAACACACACCACAGCACACUGACCCUGAAAUUGAUCACAUGUACUGUAAGAGGCCUUACAGUUUUCCAUCAAGAGAGCAGGUUCAAGACAAUAAUGACAGCAGUGACCAACGCCAGGAUGUGUUCACCACAACCAGAGAUGCUGGGAUCCUGAGUGAGGACAUGUCUUUCAACAGGCUAGUGGAACGAGCUCAGCAAGCUGAACAGAAGCUAAUCCUUGCCAGUGAGCUUCUGUUAACAUUUAUCACUCAGGAUGAAUGCCUGCGACAACACCUCCAAGCAGUCAUCGCAGGAAAACUCACACCGUCCUGGGCAUCAAAGGGAAGAGUGAGAAUUUUCCUCGAGAAAGAAGACCAGCUUGACAGAGUGAUGAGCUUCUUGGCCAGUCUGUUGGAAGCACAGGGAACCAAAUGUCAUGAUCAAGUGGCAUUUGUUAUGGACGUGCUUCUGCCAGAGGCAACACUCCAUGCUAUUGCUGGUGUACAUGCUGUUUCCCUGCACAGGGCCACAGAAAUCUAUGAAUGUGGACUGCAAUAUGACUACAGUGAGAAACAGCUGUUUGCACAUUAUGCAUCAAAAAACACGAGCAAGGAGGCAGAGCAGAAAAUGCUGACAUACAAAGAACAACUCCAAAGAGCACUCGAGUCCAAGGACUUUGUGCAGAUGCUUUAGCUGUUGCCAAUAAAACACUAAACUGUU